This is a messenger RNA of Aspergillus alliaceus, 2217 nucleotides long. RefSeq names its product acyltransferase family protein. Gene Ontology annotation, molecular function: acyltransferase activity, transferring groups other than amino-acyl groups. The transcript has a single exon. Gene Ontology annotation, cellular component: membrane. The record is from RefSeq and is a predicted model, not a curated record. Lineage: Eukaryota; Fungi; Ascomycota; Eurotiomycetes; Eurotiales; Aspergillaceae. Bases 336 to 1841 code for a protein of 501 amino acids. Gene Ontology annotation, biological process: polysaccharide biosynthetic process.
CUUGACUAACAGCUCACCUUGCUGACGACUGCUCUAUUUAGUUCCAAAGCUGGCCAGCCAUUAUUGGUCCAAAAGGAUUUCCUCGGAAUGCUCAUCCCCCAGAGCUGCAUGUGAUGUGUGAUGCCCUACUUGACAUUGCGUCCUCUUAUCUAUCGCGGACCGAUUGACCUCUUCUCAUUCCCCAAUUUCCCCAGUCCCCACACGAGCCGGGUCAGAUCCCCCGUCUCUGAGUCCGGCCGGACUAGGAUUAUUUCCGCUCUCAAAUAUCGCGUUUCGUCAUUCUCCCCCAGAGGUUGAUUGCGCAAACCUAGUUCUUUGGGCAUCGAGUCUCCACGAUGACCAGUUCCCUCGACGGUACUACGCUUGGGGAGGCCCCCAAAAUGCAUACAGUAGACCUUGAGAACUCUUUAGAAAAGGGAUACUGGAAGUCACGGGCCACCACCCGCCUCCGAUUCUUUCCUAUCCGGGCCGCUCAAUGGUGCGUUGAUCAUCUCCGGCCGGCCUUUCUGACCGGGAUAGGUGGGCACAGCAGCCACCAGGGAAGGCGCACCGCGUACCUCGAUGGGCUCCGUGGCUUCGCAGCCUUUCUAGUAUACUGGGGUCAUCAUGAGUUAUGGGCUCACGAUGGCAUUGGCGCCGAAGCGAUUUUUGAAAAUGCCUAUGGCUACCAAAAGAAACAUUAUUUGGUUGCCUUCCCCGGCCUGCGCAUCUUCUUUUCGGGUGGGCAUUUCGCCGUCAGCGUCUUCUUUGUACUAUCGGGCUAUGUCCUGUCGGCGAAACCACUCUCAUUGAUACGAGCUGGAGAUUAUCUUCAACUGGGUGAUAAUCUGGCCUCUGCCUUGUUCCGACGCUGGCUACGCUUGCACAUACCUGUCAUUUGCACCACCUUCGUGUACAUGACUUACCUUCACCUGUUUCGCAUCCACGCAACCCCCGAAAUGAAGUCGAGCUACGGAGAGGAGCUCUGGAAUUGGUAUGUCGAGCUGAAGAACUUCUCGUUCGUCUUCCGCACCGGCGGCGAGCCAUGGUUUACCUACAACUUCCACUCGUGGUCUAUCCCCGUCGAGUUUCGCGGGUCCAUUGUCAUCUACACGGCUCUGCAGGCGUUCCAAAAAUGUCGACCCAACGCGCGACUGUUGUGUGAGCUCGGGUUGAUUGUCUACUUUAUGUACAUUGUCGACGGUUGGUUCUGCUCGCUCUUUAUGGCCGGAAUGCUACUCUGCGACCUGGAUUUACGCGCCGCCCGUGAUGAACUUCCCGAUGUGUUUCUCAUGCUCGAGCCUUUCAAGGAGGCGAUCUUUUACGGAAUGCUUUGCAUCAGCAUUUACCUGGGAGGCGUCCCGUCCCGCACGUGGGAGGUGCAAUUCCUACGCGACUCGCCCGGGUGGCACUACCUGUCCUACCUGAAGCCCCAGGCGGUGUUUGAUUUCAAAUGGUUCUAUCUGUUUUGGGCAGCGACCUUCCUGGUGGCCUCGAUCUCGCGGAUCCACUGGCUGAAAAGCUUCUUUGAGACACCCUUCAACCAAUAUCUUGGCCGCAUCUCCUUUGCAUUCUAUUUGGUUCACGGACCCGUUCUCUGGGUAUUGGGGGAUCGCCUCUAUGCGGCGGUAGGCUGGGUGCGGGAUUCGCAUGCGACGACCUGUCCUGGUUGGAUCAACCGAUUCCCUCUCCCCAAGGUCGGCCCACUUGGGCUGGAGCUGAACUUCUUCGCUCCACACCUGAUCCUGCUGCCGAUGACGCUUUGGCUGGCGGAGAUUGUGACGAAAUUUGUAGACGAGCCGAGCGUGCGGUUUGCGCAAUGGCUCUAUCGGAAGACCUUAGCACCGGCAAACCAAUCGUAAUAGAUGAUAGAUGAAACAAACUUUUCCUUUUUCUUUUGUUACAUGAUCAUAACGGAUUCUUUGUAGAAUUAUUUCCGCCCUUAUCAUUCCUUGUGACCAGGACUAUAUUUGUAGCACGUAAGAUUUUCGUGUCUCCACCCGGGCCACUUGCCCAUUUGAAAGGAUGGGAAGGAAAGCAAUACAAAAAUCCAGGAAUAACUAAAUUAAAUUCGUCUUAGCCUUCUAGACUUGCGUACACCUGCCGUUAUCACAUGUAUUCUCCUCACGGAGUGGAUCUUGACCCCAGACCCCAGACCUAUAGUAAGGUAAUAAUAAGAGAGGGAUUGGGGAAACCAAUCUUAAUUUGCGCCACUAGAGCCAAGCUAAAGUACUCCUG